Messenger RNA from Arabidopsis arenosa, 2176 nucleotides. The record is from the annotation of a GenBank genome assembly. NCBI's taxonomy places the organism in Eukaryota, Viridiplantae, Streptophyta, Magnoliopsida, Brassicales, Brassicaceae.
AAGGUUUUCUCGGAUUCGUUUGGUUUGCCGUGGAGGGCUUGGUUUACUGAGGUUGAAAGUCUCUGUCUUUGGAGUCGAAUUCGAUAAUGGUGGCAUUUUUUUUUGCGAAUAGUCUGCAAAAUAUAUGGCCCUUUUCGAUUUUGGAAAGCAGUGACUUGAAGGAAUCAAAGGAGCUUGUUCAUAGACUUUCAUUGCCUGAGAGUACAAAGAACUUUGUAUUUGCUAUUAGAGUCCCUGAGCAUGAUUCAACUAUUUACAUACUUGCUGCUCAGAAUUUAUCCGAGAGAUCUGCUAGUGAUGCCGAGUGUCUUAUACGGGAAAUUCGUCCUGGUGCUGUUGUAGCUCAAGUGGACAAAACAGCUUUUGGGGAAGCUCAAGUUGAAGAGAGUGUAUUAGGAGAUGGCUCUAGUGAUUCAAUCCCUACAUCAGCUUUUAAAGUUCUUAUACAGUGUUUUGUAGACAAGGUUAACAAAGAAAAGUAUGAAGGUAUUGCAGGGAUUGUGGUUUUGAGGGAGAUUUUUGGGACAAGUUUUAAUGGUCAUUUAUUGGCUGCCAAAAGGGUUGCUGGGGAGGUUGGUUCGUCGUUUAUGGUACUAGAAUCUCCUUUUGUCAAUAUCGCUGCCGUGGAAGAUGCAGGGGGCAAGAUGCAAAGUCUAGCUAAUAGUCUCGUACCACAACUUUCUGGCUCUACUAUAUUUUCAAGCUCGCGACGGUUUCUGAUAACCAAUGAUGUCCAGGCACGGAUGCUGAAGUUGAUAUCUUUGCAGAUGAAUCAGGUCAAUAAAGAACUUAGCCCAUCAAGUUGUGUUGCAAGUGGAGUUUCCAAUGAGAUACAGUCCUGUAGUCAUGAGGUUCCACCAUUUGCUCAAUCCAUUUAUCCAUUGCUUGUUGACCUUCAUGAUAUAUUCAGUGAUCUCCCAUCUAUUGGGAAAGCUCUAGCCAAUGCCAGAAGAAUGUUUUCUGAUGUAAAUAGAGGGGAGUCUAUGGAUACAGGGGUUAUUUCUGAAGUUUACCUUUUUCAGAUUGCAGUUGAAGGUCUAAGAAUUGCUUUGAACAAUGCUGGUCGGCUACCAAUCAAGAACAUGGGAAGUUCAAGCCGAACCGAAGUUCAGUUUUCACAGCUCUCUUCUGAAGACAAAUCUUAUGCACUUAUGGCAGAUCUUCUUCGUAGCCAGGCUAAAAAGUUCAAGAAUAUAGUAGCAAUAGUAGAUGCAUGUAGCCUCGCAGGUCUUAGGAAGCACUGGAAAACUUGUGUUCCUCAAGAAGUCAAAGAUAUGUCUGAGAAUAUGCUACAAGAUUAUGAUAACGACGAGAAGACUAAUGAUUCAAAGUUAAAACGACUGUUAUCUGAUAAACCGGUUGUAGCAGUUGGUGCCGGUGCGACUGCUAUUUGGGGUGCUUCUUCACUAUCCAAGGCCAUUUCUGCUUCUCCUUUCUUCAAGAUUGUAACUUUUAAAGUCCCGGCAUCAUUGAACCUCUUUGUGACACAUACCCAUAAGGCAGUGACAUUUGCAUUUACCAAAGUGGCGGUUCCAUCAAAAGCAAUGGCCCCGGGUGUUGCUAGUUCUGGAGCCAAAUCAACAUCUUUGAUAAAAGCAUCUUUAUCCGCCGAGAAAAUCAGAGCAGUAACACAUAGCAUUAUAGCUUCUGUAGAAAAGACAAGUUUAUCUGCCAUGAGAACUGCAUUCUAUGAGAUCAUGCGGAAAAGACGAGCAAAACCUAUUGGUACCUUACCAUUGGCGACAUUUGGAGCCAGCCUUGCAACUUGUGCGGGAUUGUUCGCCUAUGGAGAUGGGAUCGAAUGUGCAGCUAUGUCUCUUCCUUCAGCUCCUUCGAUAGCAAACUUGGGUCGAGGAAUUCAAAACUUACAUGAGGCGUCUCUGGAAGUGAGAAUGAGAGAAGGCAACAGGAUACAGAACGCAAUCGAGUCCCUUAGACAAAGACUGAAGAAAGUCAAGUUUUAACGAAGAAGAGAGUAUCUUUUAUACUUUCACUUAAUUCUUUCUUUUAGCUUACUGUAUAUAUACAUACUCUCUACAUGUUUCGUGUUCAGCUAAUGGUUUGGUUUGCACAUGAUCUCUAGAUGGUCACAGAAAAUAGAAGCUGGUUUCAUUAGUAUGUUACUCAUUUCCUCUUUAAGAUAAGGAAGAAGCAUCAAUAGAAUCGAUUGAUUAGU